UCCAAAAUGUAUAAGAUCAUCGUUCUGGUUGUCUGUUUGUCUGUUGUUGCCUCUGCCCAUUACUAUGGAGGAGAUCAUGGCCAUCAUGAGGAUCAUCAUCAUUCCCAUCCGAAGUAUAAAUUCGAAUAUGGCGUCAAGGAUGGACACACCAAGGAUCACAAGAGUCAGUGGGAACACCGGGACGGAGAUCUGGUGAAGGGACAGUACACUUUGGAUGAAGCUGAUGGAACUCAUCGUGUUGUUGACUACACCUCGGAUCAUAAGACCGGAUUCCAGGCUCAUGUUCAGCGGAAGGGACAUGCCCAUCACCCACAUGGAGAGAGCUGGGUGAAAAUUGAUCAGCAUUACUAA
Molecule: messenger RNA, 351 nt
Organism: Toxorhynchites rutilus septentrionalis
Lineage: Eukaryota; Metazoa; Arthropoda; Insecta; Diptera; Culicidae
Product: cuticle protein 19-like
Exons: 2
Coding region: 7-351 (114 amino acids)
Cellular component (GO): extracellular matrix
Source: RefSeq, a predicted model, not a curated record